Molecule: messenger RNA, 3109 nt
Organism: Phytophthora infestans T30-4
Lineage: Eukaryota; Oomycota; Peronosporomycetes; Peronosporales; Peronosporaceae
Product: protein transporter Sec24
Exons: 10
Coding region: 38-3109 (1023 amino acids)
Biological process (GO): endoplasmic reticulum to Golgi vesicle-mediated transport; intracellular protein transport; COPII-coated vesicle cargo loading
Cellular component (GO): COPII vesicle coat; endoplasmic reticulum exit site
Molecular function (GO): zinc ion binding; SNARE binding
Source: RefSeq, a predicted model, not a curated record
CUUCGAGGCAGGAAGAGCAUCCGAUCGCCUCCAGGCCAUGAACAACCCUCCGUACCAGCCGUACGGCGGACCGCCGCACCAGAAUAUGCAGCAUCAUCCGCCGCAGCAAAAUAUGCAGCAACAACAACCGCCGCAAUCGCAACCUCCGCGUGCUGGUGCCUUUCGGCCCUUCAACCCUGCUCAGGUGAAUGCUCCGCUUUCGGGCAGUGGCGGCCCUGCCUUCGCACAUAGCGCCAGUAGCGGCCCGCCCUCCACGGGAAGCCUCAAUGCACCACCUCACCAGCAGCAUAUGGGCAAUGCCCCGCGCGGCUUCGUGCCGCAGAACCGCAGCUUCUCGUCGGGUCCUGCCAGCCAGCCUACAGGCCCACCUCCGCAGCAAUUCGGCAGCCAGCCAGCUCCUAUGAGCGGCCCGGGUUAUGGCCCACCUCGAGCAGGUCUGCCCAACGUCCAACAACAGCAAAUGAUGCGUGGCCCGCCGCCGGCAGGUGCAGCGCCUCCUAUGGGUCAGGCUAUGCGUGGCCCGCCACCUCCGGGAGCUGGAGCUAUGAAUCAGGGACCCCCGAAUGCUCAAAAUGGAUUCACGCAGCAAUUCGCCAACAUGGGACUUAGCAACGGACCGCCCGGUCCGGCCGCGGCCGGGCCGCCUAGAGGCCCCCCAAUGGGAGGAGCUCCACCCCCACCUAUGGCCGGCAGUAUGGCACCUCCUGGUGCCCCGGCCGCUAUGAAUCAGCAGCAACAGCCCAAGGCCUACAACAACAAUCUCCCGAGCGGCAACUUCCAGCAGCCAGACACGAUGAACGAUGGAUAUGGUGGCCAACCGGGUUUCCAGAACCAGCAGGCGCAGCAGCCUUCACCGUUGACUGAGGAGAUGAUGGCGUCCCAGUGUGACCCAAGAUACAUGCGCCUGACGGUGAAUGCACUACCGCACUCGCUCGACCACGCCAACAAGUCGAAGCUUACGUACGGACUGAUUAUUCGCCCGUUGGCGCCGCCUGACGAGGGAGACGAACUGGAUGUAGUGAAUUUUGGUCCUACUGGAGUCGUGCGUUGCCGUCACUGCCGGACAUACAUGAACCCAUUCGUGCAGUGGGUGGAUAAUGGCCGUCGCUGGCGAUGCAAUCUCUGUGGUGUAUCCAACGACGUCGCAAGUUCGUAUUUUUGCCAUUUGGGAGCCAAUCAGCUGCGUCAGGACCGUGAUGAACGCCCCGAACUUAACUCUGGCAGCGUGGAGAUUAUUGCGCCUUCCGAGUACAUGAUGCGUCCUCCUCAGCCGCCCUGCUACGUGUUUGUCAUUGAUGUCUCGGCCACUGCUGUGGCGUCGGGUUCCGUUCAGAUCGCGGUGGAUACUAUCAGGGAACAGCUCGAUAAUCUGCUUGGCGCUCCACGCACACGUGUGGGGUUCCUCACGUACGACAGCUCGAUCCACUUCUACAACCUGAAGUCGACGCUCAAGGCCCCGCAGAUGAUGGUGGUAGCGGAUCUGGACGAACUCUUUAUCCCUAUCCCGGAUGAGCUGCUUGUGAACUUGAGCGACUCGCGUGAGAUCGUCGAAAUGCUGUUGGAAACGCUGCCCAGUAUUCACCAGAACGCUCGCUCCGCUGAAACUGCGCUUGGACCUGCGAUCCGCGUCGCUUUUAAGCUCAUGUCGUCUAUCGGUGGUAAAAUGCUCGUUUUCCAGAAUUCGCUGCCAUCAACUGGAAACGGAGCACUGCGAAACCGCGACAACCCGCGACUUUACGGAACGGACAAGGAACACACUUUACUGCAAGCUGUCGACACCUUCUACCGUACCAACGCCAUUGAUUUCUGUCGCCAACAAGUCAGCGUCGACAUGUUUCUGUUUUCUUCCAUGUACACUGAUAUCGCCUCCUUGGGCUCACUGUCGAAAUACUCGGCAGGUCAAGUAUACUAUUACCCAGCGUUCAAUGCGGAGCGAGAUGGCGAGAAGUUCAGCAACGAGUUGGCGCACUGUCUUGCUCGCGAGACUGCGUGGGAGGCUGUGAUGCGUGUGCGCUGCACCAAGGGCAUGCGUCUUGCGAACUUCUACGGCAACUUCUUCUUGCGUGGACCUGAUCUACUGGCACUGCCGACGUGCAACGCAGAUUCGACCUUCGCGGUGGAGAUUACGCACAGCGACGCGUUGCUGACGUCCUCGACGAUAUCCGUGCAGGCUGGUCUGCUGUACACGAACUCGAUCGGCGAGCGACGUAUCCGCGUGCACACAAUUUGCAUCCCUGUUACCAAGCUGUUCGCGGAGCUCUUCCGCCAGGUGGACCAGGACGCUCUAUGCAACAUCAUGGCCAAAAACGCACUGGAAAUUGCUCUUAAGACGGGACUGGACAGUGGGCGUUCGCGUCUGCAGACACAGUGUGCAGACAUUGUACGCGCCUACCGCAACUCUGGUGCAUACGGAGCAAAGCAAGCGUCUGGAUAUCAGUUGCACCUUCCUGAGUCUCUGCAGCUUCUGCCUCUGUACAUCAUGUCGCUAUUGAAAAACUCGACUUUACGUGGCGGCACCGACAUAAACGUGGACGAACGGACAUUCCUGCAGUAUGAGCUGAACAACAUGCCUGUCGAGCUAUCACGGGUGUUUAUUUACCCUCGGAUGUUCGCUCUACACAACAUGCCGCCCGAGGCAGGUUUACCUGCAGAAGAUCAAGCCGAGGGUGCUGACGAUAACAGCGCCACCUCCAUCGUGUUGCCGCCUGUGAUCAAUCUGUCGAUCGAGCGACUGCAGUGCGACGGAGUGUUCCUGCUGGACGACACGUUGAGUCUGUACCUGUGGGUGGGUCGUUCGGCUCCUCCUGAGCUUCUUGAGAGUCUUCUUGGCGUUCCGUCCAUGGAGGGCGUGGACUGUAGCCAGAUAAAACUUUUGGCGCCGCACGACGACACAAGCAACCGCGUAGACGCCAUCUUGGCAGCGAUCCGUGCAGAAAGAUUGCCACAUCAGAACGUGGUGAUCAUGCGGGAGGGCGACCCGGCCGAGGGACGUUUCUUCUGGAAACUUGUAGAAGACCGGGCCAGUUUCUCCGGUGGAUCGUACUCGUACUCGGAGUACUUGGGUCAGAUCAGUCGCAUGAGCCUCUCGGGCGGCAGUGGUGGAAGAUAG